GCGAUAGUAUGGCGCCGCCAAUGCUGGCUUCGACAUGGAUAUACACCGCAGCAGCAGCCGCAGUCACGUUCGGGGUUGCACAAGACAGGGCAGAGCUGGCAGGAUCCGACAAGGCCAACGUAAGGCGGGUAGGACGGGAAUGCUGCCAUGCUGCCAUGCUGCAUCUUGGAUUACGAACCCGGGAGCACAAGACAAGGCAACCGUCGAGGUUAUUCUUGCCGUGGCGCGUGGGUGUGUGCCAAAAUCCUGCUGCCCGGGAGGAAGAUUUCAAGAUUACCAAAGACGGGACGAGGAGAUUGUUUCGUCAAAACGGGGUGUCAUUGAUGAUCCAACGGGCGAGGCAAUACAAGAAAAAAGAGGACGAGACAAUACUUCGUACGCACGCAGCCCCUGAGGGGGGGCAAAUGAGGUGGAAAUAUGGCGAGAUGCGCCGCGACGACUGUGCCACAGGCGAGACAGAGUCUGGCGUGUGUGUUGAGUGCUGCUGGCGUUGAGGUUUGGCGUUGGCA
This is a messenger RNA of Colletotrichum phormii, 509 nucleotides long. RefSeq lists its product as uncharacterized. Bases 9 to 494 code for a protein of 161 amino acids. The record is from RefSeq and is a predicted model, not a curated record. NCBI's taxonomy places the organism in Eukaryota, Fungi, Ascomycota, Sordariomycetes, Glomerellales, Glomerellaceae. The transcript has a single exon.